Messenger RNA from Erigeron canadensis, 564 nucleotides. RefSeq lists its product as uncharacterized. The transcript has a single exon. Lineage: Eukaryota; Viridiplantae; Streptophyta; Magnoliopsida; Asterales; Asteraceae. The record is from RefSeq and is a predicted model, not a curated record. Bases 76 to 564 code for a protein of 162 amino acids.
CACACAUCUCUUCCAAUCUAUCUCAUUCACUACGUACUAAACACACAGAUAAACGCAUACACAAACUUACCAAAAAUGCUUCUUAGAAUCACAUAUUCCAACACCAAAAUGUUCUUUAAAAGGACACUAGAAAACUUCAAAUUGUAUUUUCCAAAGGGCUACCAAAGGCUACCCAAAACCCCACCAUGCAACCCCUUCUCAUGCACCGGUAGUCGCGGUGUUAACACAAACCAUUUCACCCACAGCUAUAGGGAACCCGAAAUAAUGACAACCGACCACCGUAAAACCAUGAGCAACUAUAUAGUUGAUAGCAAAAGACCGAAAGCGAUCACUAAUAUACAUCAUGAUGGAAACGAUGAAAUAAAAGGUUCAUCAAAGUGUUUGGUUACAAGAAAGUUAAAGGAGUUAGAGACGAUGGAGGCAGCUAACGUCGAUCUUGUUCAUGAUAUCGAAGAAGUUCUUCAUUACUAUUCUCGAUUAACUUGUCCCGUUUAUCGUGACAUUAUGGAGAAGUUUUUUGUGCAAAUGUAUUCUGGGACAUUCAAUUUUUCUGGUGUUAAUUAG